Penaeus indicus is the source of this 799-nucleotide messenger RNA. RefSeq lists its product as uncharacterized. Lineage: Eukaryota; Metazoa; Arthropoda; Malacostraca; Decapoda; Penaeidae. The transcript is spliced from 5 exons. The coding region runs from base 1 to 777 and encodes 258 amino acids. The record is from RefSeq and is a predicted model, not a curated record.
AUGCAGUCAAGACGUGCCCUCGAGCAUAACAUUGGUCAUGAAAGGCCAUCUGGCAGAAUCCACACAGAGAAAUAUUCCUCGACGUACUGCAUUGCCUUUGUUAAUAAUCAACGCACGCGUCGUCUGCAAGACCCUCGGACGGAAGCGCUAAUGGCCCGACCUUGCCAUUUCCUACACGUCGGCGAAGCAGAGACUCGCGCAAUCGAACACGAGAACGAAAAUCCGGACAACAAAGCCACCAAAAUGCUGACUGCCGCCCUGCUCACCUUCGCCUUGCUGAUUUCCGGCCUCCGAGCGGAGCAGCAGAUCCAACAGACGCGGGAACUCACCAUCGAGAAGAUCCUGCACACGGCCGUGUCCACCUCGACCUACACGGUGGUGGUGUACCCGACCUGCACCACCUCCGUCGCGGGCGUGUCGGCCUGCCGCGACGCCCACGUCCCAAACCUGAGCCACAUGAUCCACCCGGAGGCCUCGCGGGCGCCACUUAGGGGCAGCGUGACGGCUGUCCCCGCGCAGGACGGGUCAGAAAGCUCCACGUACGAGGUUGCCGAGGUCGUGAUGCCCUCCUGCGACUGUCCGGCGCCUGGCGACGCCGCCAGUUCUUCCUUCCGCUCCGCCAGACUGCUCCAGGACCAGGUCAUCACCAUCCGCUCGACCACCGUCCUCACCCAUGACGUCCUCGUGACCAGCACCGACCACGCCACCACGGUGUCCAUUACGUACAACGGCUGCGUUCCUCCUGACGCCCCCGCCACGGCCACCUGCGACGCGUAGGGGGGCGUACAUGCGGGGACGG